UGCCGCACCCUGUUGCGAUUGCCGUUCAUUGUGAGAGGGUGGUGUGCUUUGCGUCGGAUCGUUCCCCGAUUGUUUCGUGGGGAACGGCGGGGACAUGACGCAUUAAAAUUGUCUAGCAUUUCGUCUUUGUCCACCAUGUCAAUGCCUUUAAGAAACAAAGACUUUAUUGCUGCCGGCAAAUACAAAGCCAUUCGUAAAAUUGGAAGUGGAUCCUUCGGUGAAAUCUACACAGGCAUCAACACCACAAAUGGGGAGGAAGUCGCUCUGAAGCUAGAGCCAAUCAAUGCACGGCAUCCACAGCUGCUGUAUGAAAGCAAGCUGUAUAAAAUCUUGCAAGGUGGCAUUGGCAUCCCACAUUUCAGAUGGUUCGGCAGGGAAGGCGAGUACUGGGUGCUGGUGAUGGACCUGCUGGGGCCAUCUCUUGAGGAUCUCUUCAAUUUCUGCUCACGCCAGUUCACGGUGAAGACGGUGCUGAUGUUGGCAGACCAGAUGGUUGGACGGGUGGAGUACAUUCAUAGCAAAAACUUCAUCCAUCGGGACAUCAAGCCAGACAACUUCCUCAUGGGAAUUGGCCGCCACUGCAACAAGCUUUUUGUCAUAGACUUCGGACUGGCCAAAAAGUUUCGAGAUAGUCGCACGCGCGUGCACAUCCCGUACAGAGAGGACAAGAACCUGACGGGCACGGCCCGGUACGCCAGCAUCAACGCCCACCUGGGCAUCGAGCAGAGCCGGAGGGAUGACAUGGAGUCCUUGGGAUAUGUGCUGGUGUACUUCCGGAAAGGCAGUCUGCCCUGGCAGGGGCUGAAGGCGGUCAACAAGAAGCAGAAGUACGAGCGCAUCAGCGAGAAGAAGAUGUCGACCCCACUCGAGGUGCUGUGCAAGGGCUGUCCGGGCGAGUUCGCCAUGUAUCUCAACUACUGCCGCGGCCUGCGCUUCGAGGAGGCGCCCGACUAUAUGUACCUGCGCCAGCUGUUCCGCAUCUUGUUCCGCACGCUAAACCACCAGUACGACUACACCUUCGACUGGACCAUCCUGAAGCAGAACGGCAUUGCCGCCCACGCCACCGGCCAGCCCAACCCGACCACCGCCGUCCAGCCAGGAGUCAACUGAGCAAGUCUAGCCAGUGUAGGCAAGCGACCUGUGGCCGUUGAGCCGGCCCGGCAACGCCGUCAUGCAGCCAAGACAAGCGCUCGUUCUGGUGAUAAAUCCUAGCAGAUACUGUGCGGCAGUCCCCGAUGGAGGGACGCGUCCAGCCCGGCGCGGCCGCCCUGCCGCCGCCGGCGGCGGACAUAUAUACAUUGUAAACAAAUUACACGUUACCAGAGUGCAGUGCGAGAAGUGCCGUGAGUGGUGAGGCCGGACGCAGCCGGCGCGCGCGCGCGGACUGGCACUGGCGGCGGCCAGUGCAUUCGAUCGUGUAGGGUAACGGACCGACUGGAGGGACCUGCGGCGCCACGCUGCGAGGGUCCGUGCAGCCAGCGUGCACGGUUGGCCAGGGCCGGCCGGCCGUCCCCACCGCCAGCACCUUUUUAUCAGACGCAAAUCAGCAUCGCAGCAGUUUUUAACAUGUGUUGGCAAUACAUGUGAUGAAGAGGUUCGCAUGUGUUAUACUUGCCGGGUGAUGCUAACACUUACUAUGUUAAUCUGCAUUACCUGCACUACUUGUUUCUGAGUUCGUUGGUGUCAGUCUGUGUCACAAGAUCUUCUCAUUGUAGGACGUUUUGUAAUAAAAGUUAAGUAAAUCGUA
Messenger RNA from Pollicipes pollicipes, 1747 nucleotides. RefSeq names its product casein kinase I. Gene Ontology annotation, molecular function: ATP binding; protein kinase activity. Gene Ontology annotation, biological process: protein phosphorylation. The record is from RefSeq and is a predicted model, not a curated record. Bases 136 to 1110 code for a protein of 324 amino acids. The transcript has 8 exons. NCBI's taxonomy places the organism in Eukaryota, Metazoa, Arthropoda, Thecostraca, Pollicipedomorpha, Pollicipedidae.